This is a messenger RNA of Paramecium tetraurelia, 1989 nucleotides long. RefSeq lists its product as uncharacterized. The transcript has 6 exons. NCBI's taxonomy places the organism in Eukaryota, Ciliophora, Oligohymenophorea, Peniculida, Parameciidae. The record is from RefSeq and is a predicted model, not a curated record. Gene Ontology annotation, molecular function: protein binding.
AUGUAUUCUAUUGCAUUUUAAUUAGCUGACCUCAUAACGCAGGUUGAGAUAAGUUCGAAGAUAGACGAAGGAAAAAGAUAGCUAUCAACAUUGAUAUUAGGUUAGGCUCAGUAGAUUCUUAAAAAUUAUAGUUCAUAACAAAACCAAAUUAAGGUUAAGAUUACCUAGUCAUUAUUCAAUUUGCAAAGAGAUACGAUAAGGACUAUUUAAGAAGUGCACGAUGCAUUUAGUUUAAUAGAAUCGAUAAAAUGGCCAUGCAAAGGACAAACCUAUAAGCAGUACGACAAACAGCUACGUGCUUUGGAGAAGUAGUGCUUCUUUUGGGAAUAAGUGUUGUUGUUAGAAAACAGAACGCCGAAUUCGACAUGUUAGAAUGAUUUCAAAUUACGGUUAAAUGAAUGGUUUGAGCAAUUCACCAACGAUAUCAGAACAAAGAAUUUCGAUACCAUGAAAAAAUCUAAAAAAGGUUAUUUGGAUACACAAUUGAAGACUGCCCAUGAAUUGUAUGUGGGAUUGGGAACCGAGAGAAAUAGAGAAGGCGCAUUAUAAAUAUACAAAAGGUUGGCAGAGGAGAACCAUCCGAUAGCAUAGGCAAUAAUGGGAUAGAUUUUAAUGGAUGGAGAAGUAGGAGAAAAAGAUUAUGAUCAGGCUUUUAACUACUUGAAAUUGAGUGCCGACCAAGGACAUACAUUCAGCGUCUAUUGGGCAUCUAAAUUAAUAUUGGAAGAAAAAGUUUUUGAUAAAUUUUUUGAGAAGGAUGAUCAAUAGAGCAGAAAAUCAAGUGUGACAGCUAUCAAAACUAAGGAUUGUGAUUUGGCUAUCAAAUUAUUAAGAAAGGCUGCCGAAUUGGAACAUGUUCCUUCAAUGAAUUAUCUGGGAGACUUAUACACAUCUGGUUUGGAAUUAUAAAAUUAUUCUUUGGAGAAGGACUAUUAGGAUGCUGAAUACUUUUAUAAACAAGCUCAAAAAAAGAAUUCAGUUGAAGCUACUUAUAAAUUGUCUUUGCUUUAUUAAGAGAUGAGCAAGACUAGCUUAAACAAAAAUAGAAAGCAAUUAAUUUACCCAUUACUCAGUCAAGCCAAGAACUAAGACUAUUUACCAGCAUUUUACGAUCUUGGAAUUUUGCUGUUAAAUGGCCUAGGUGAGGAAUUGCAGGCCAAUCCAAUGAUGGCUGACUUAAUCUUCGAAUAAGGGGCACUUAGUGGCGAUAUUAAGUGCGCUAAAAAAUUACUUAAUCUUCGUUUUCAAAAUUUACAGAGAGAGGAGGGUUCGAUAAACGAUUUCCUUUCUCUGUUGGAUUAGUUAGAGGAUAUUUUGAAGGAUCAAUCUAUCAUUAAUUACAUGAGAGGUAAGAUUUACUUUAAGGGGAUAUUAUGUGAGAAGAAUAUGUAAAAAGCGGUCGACUAAUUUCGAAUAGGAUCAUGGAGAGGCUGUCUAAAAUGCAGAGCCCAAUUAGAGAAGAUCUUCAAGGACAAAGAGGAGUUGCCAACCAGUUCACAAUAGUCAUCCCUUCAGAAACUCAACAUCUAAGGAGGAUUUAUCGAUUCAGUGAAACAGAGUGACUUAAGAAAAGCAUAUCAGAUACAGAAGGGGAAGGUUUCAUAGAACAAUAAAUCAAUUCCCUUUGAAUAAGAGAAUCAAUCCACUCGAUAAGAUAGACAUACCAUAAUGACGAUAAGCAUAGUUAAACCCAAUGAAGUCAAUGAUCCAGACAGAAAACGAGGGGGCUCUGAAUAUAAUAGUUUCAAAAGAGUAGAAAGCAGUGUCAUGCUUUCCUAAUUAAAACUACAAAUUCAAUCACCAUAAUAAUAGCAAUAAUAAUCGUCUACCAGAUUUGAUCAGCAAUAAUAAUCAUAAUAUGGAUCUCCUCGUCAACCCUCGUUAAUUAAUAUCUCUUCAAAUUCUUCAAAGAAAGAUCGCUUUAAUUUUAGUAAAUUACCUAGCCAUCGAUCUAUUAAUUCUUCAAAAUAUCUAUUCAACUAACCUUGA